Sinocyclocheilus rhinocerous is the source of this 6420-nucleotide messenger RNA. RefSeq names its product rho guanine nucleotide exchange factor 11-like. Gene Ontology annotation, cellular component: cytoplasm. NCBI's taxonomy places the organism in Eukaryota, Metazoa, Chordata, Actinopteri, Cypriniformes, Cyprinidae. The transcript has 35 exons. Gene Ontology annotation, molecular function: G protein-coupled receptor binding; guanyl-nucleotide exchange factor activity. Gene Ontology annotation, biological process: G protein-coupled receptor signaling pathway; intracellular signal transduction. The record is from RefSeq and is a predicted model, not a curated record.
GCCGCUAGAGGACGAGCGCGAGUCUGUUUGCCUUCCCAGCCAAACAUAAACCCAGGGAUGAUGGUGUUAUUCCGGAAUGGCGAACGCUCGCGCGUUGGGAUUACACCACCAAUAAAGACAAACAGAGCACACAUCUUUGGGAAGCACUGAAAGGAACUCGACGCUAAACGUGCAUACAGCGAGAGACGGACGCGAAAGACGCGAGCGGCAGGGAUCCAAGUGGCUGCGGAUCAAAUGAAUGUCGCUGGCCGCCAAACGAGCGUGUGCGAGUCGCCGAAACCCGGCCAGUAAUUGCGCCGCGAAACGAGAGCGUUCCGAGGCGGGUGUGUCGCGCCACGCGUGCAGAAGAUCGCGUGCGGAUCGCGCUGCUCGCCAGCGUUCUACCGCGCGCGUGUGUGAAGGUGAACGGCCGCGGCCGUCGGAGUCGCGUUGUGUGUGCGGCGCCCGUCAGUACGCGGCGGCGGGGAUGCACGCCGUGCGGGCCUCGCGUUCACUGGAAGCAGCGGAGCUCGACCGGCGGAUUUUUUCGCUAAAAGCACGGGAUUCUGUGGGUUUGCGGGGGGUGUUCAGCGGAGCGCGCGUGCGAGCUGCUGCAGUAAUCUGACUGUCAACACUGGGAACCUUGCUGCUUAUUCAUCAGUGCAUGCACUUUAUUUGCGUCCCACCACUGUGUGUAAAGCGGCUGCUCGCGUCAUAUUCCCCAGCCUUUGCGUUUGAAAAGCUCCUCUUGCAUUGCAUUGAAAUCAGUAGCUCCAAAGUCCAGAAUAACCUUGCUAAAAACACUAGCACCAACUGACUGUGAGUCACCUCGACCCCUAAUACACUGCAGUGAAGCCACAGGGCACGGCAGCAAAGCCGAUUCCUCUCAUUCGGACUGCUUGUGUUGCCUUCCCCGCGGUCUGUUCAUGUUUUUAAAGCGAUCCUGAAGUGGGAAGAUCUCCAGAGAUCAAACAGAAAUGUGGCGUAUUGAUCCUGCAUGUUCCCCUGAGAGAGAGUCUGGCUGUUCUGAAGCUGCCAAACACUAAGUAGUGAGUUCCACUGGGUUUAUGUGGACUUUGGGAGUUUGCUUUUUCAAUGGGACGAUGCUGGUGAGGAGGAUCACUGUGUUUCCCCGAAAGGAACUUUGACCCCUGAAGCGGCGAAAGGACAAAACUCACCUCAAGGAGUGGGAAGAGGAAACACGACUAACCCUACACUAAUGACAUGAUCUCAGACUGACAGAAAAACCACUACACUAGUAAUCGGACAAACCUCACAGCCAUGAGUGUCCGACACCCGACCUCCACGCUGGAUAGGUUGAGCAGUUUGACGUUGGGAGACUCGGAGCGCAGGUCUUCUCCUGGCCAGCAGAGGGAGACGCUGUCUGAUCUCCCCUCAGACAACGCAGGGACGGGUUUAGUCCAAAGAUGUGUGGUUGUGCAAAGAGACAAUCUGGGGUUUGGCUUCACCGUCUGUGGCGAGAGAAUCAAACUAGUGCAGAAUGUUCGGCCAGGUGGAGCGGCGGUCAAGGCUGGAGUUCAGGAAGGAGACCGAAUCAUUAAGGUCAAUGGUUCAUUGGUUUCGUCCAUGUCUCAUCAGGAAGUGGUGAAGAUGAUCAAAUCCGGGACGUAUGUGGCGUUGACUCUUCAGGGACCGCCUCCUUCAGUCGUGUCCGUCCCGCUUCAGCCCCUCCCCUCUGACCUCUUGCCCAAUCACAGGACAGCACCUGGUGAAGCCCCGCCUCCUCCACCAACUCCACCCACAGGAAGCAGCACUCCGACUCAGAGAAUUACAGGACCCAAACCAUUACAGGACCCUGAGGUGCAGAAACACGCCACAGAAAUCCUGCGAAAGAUGCUGGAGCAGGAGGAGGCAGAGCUGCAGAACCUUCUGGAGGAACAGUCUCGAAACCCCUCGCCUUCAUUAGAGGAGCGGAUAGAAAGUGCCAAACGAAGAGCCAAUCAAGUCCGAGUGAAGAUCCGGCAGGAUGUGGAUGGCACUCGAUCAGAAGCAGUCGCUAGCUAUCUCACAGCUGGAGAAGGUCGGUUAUCGAUGGACUCCAGCGAAGGAGACGUCGAGGCGUGUGAGAGUCCCUUCUCCUCCCCGUCCACCUUCCCCAGGAACCCUCUGCUCCGCCGGCAGGGAUCCGACACGCACCCCUCGGACUCGGGAGGGAAGACGCAGAUCAUUGGACCAGAGGAAGAAGAGGAGGAUGAUGGGUAUUCGAUCAAUGAGAUGGACGGGCCGUUUCAGGACAUCGAGCUGCUGAAGAGUCGUCCGGCUCACAUGACGGUCUUCAUGAGAUACGUGUUCAGUCAACUACUGGAUCCAAACCCGCUGUUGUUUUAUCUGUCUGUGGAGGCGUAUCUGGGCUCGAGCCCUAAAGACGCCCGUUCGCUCGCCCCUCAGAUCUGCUCGCACUUCCUGGACCACGAUGCCCCUGUGAAGAUUAAAGUCCGGGAGGAGUUUCUGACAGAUAUAGAGAGUCGUCUGCACGCGCAGGAGGACAUCCGAGGGCCGCUGUCUGAGCUCCAGCAGCAGGUGCUUCCAGAUAUUCAAGAGCAGCUUCAAGACUACAGGAGCAAACAGACGAUGGGUCUGGGCUCUCUGUUCGGAGAGAGCGACCUGCAGCAGUUAGACGGAGACCCGGUGAAAGAGCGGCAGGUGGUGGACAAACAGGUGCUGGCGCUCUGGGACGUCCUCUCAAAACACGAGGAGGACAGAAGUUCUCCGCUAGCGUCUGCAGUUCAUCUGUAUCUCAGACACUCGGGCAUUAAACUCAGAGACUCCAAAGUGUUUCCCGGCUUGAUGUCCGAGAAGGAAAAGUGGCUUCCGUUCUUUCCUAAAGCUAAAAAGCUGAGCAGCGCCAGACGAGAGAAGGACGGAGACGACAAGAAACGAAAUCCCAUCCUGAAGUACAUCGGAAAACCCAGAAGCACGUCCCAGUCCAGUAAACACGCACACACACACACACACACACACUCUCUCACGAGGUUUGUGUGGCGUCUGAUGCUCUGCUGGUGGUCUGCAGAGCUGUUCACCACGGAGGCGUCUCACCUGCGGACGCUGCGGGUUCUGGAUCAGGUGUUUUAUCAGAAGAUGCAGAGCGUCCUCAGUCCAGAAGAGCUGUCCUGCAUCUUCCUGAACCUGCGCCUCGUCUACGAACUACACGCGAGCUUAUGUGAGGCCAUGAAGAAACGCAGGGAAUCGCCGGUCGUUCAGGGCAUCGGAGACAUCAUGCUGGCCAGAUUGGAGGGAGAGGCUGGAGAUCAGUUCGAGGAGCAGGUGUCUCAUCUGUGCAGUCAGCAGAGUCAAGCGCUGGAGCUCAUCAAGAGCAAACGGCGCAAAGACCCUCGCUUCGCUCACCUCAUACAGGAGUGCGAGGCCAGUCCUCACUGCCGCAGGUUACAGCUGAAGGAUCUGCUGGUGGCUGAGAUGCAGCGCUUGACUAAAUACCCUCUGCUGCUGGACAACGUCAUCAAACACACAGAGACGGCGUCUCCGGACCUGCAGCUGCUUCAGAGAGCACAGGCCCGUUGCCGUGGGAUACUGCAGGCUGUUAAUGAGGUCGUCAGGGAGACGGAGCACCGGCAUCGGCUCGGCCAAUACCAGCGCAGGCUGGACCUGACGCCUCUGGGGCGGCUGGCCAAUCCCGUCGCAGCACAGUUCAAGAAUCUGGAUCUCACCACUAAGAGGAUGAUCCAUGAGGGGCCGCUCACGUGGAAAGUCAGCAAAGACAAAGCCAUCGAGGUGCAGGCGCUGCUGCUCUCGGAUCUGCUGGUGCUUCUUCAGAGGGCUGCAGACGAGCGGCUCCUGCUGCGCUGUCCGUCUCGCUCGCUGGGCGCUGCUCCAGACCUCAAGAUCCCCUUCUGCCCCAUCCUUCGCCUCGACUCCGCCCUCGUCCGCUUGGUUGCGACCGACAAUAAAGCGCUGUACGUGAUCAGCACGUCAGAGAGUCAGAUCUAUGAGCUGGUGGCCGGGACGUCGUCGGAGAAGAACACUUGGAAAGAUCUGCUGGAAAAGACUAUCGCUGCAGCGACUCAAGGAGCGGGAUCGAGCAAACAAGGAUCGCCAGUGCCGUCCUCAGAUGCGCGUUCAUCUGCCAAUCCGUUAGAUGCGUCGGAGUCGUCCGUGUGUCUGGAGCGGGACUCUGCCAGUGAUGAUGAAAGUGCUCUCACACUGACAGACGGAUCGGACGCACGCCGUCAUCAGGAUAGAGUCGGGUCACUCCGAACCAAAGCUGCUGUCGCCGAAGCUGCUCUUCAGGACGUGGAAACCCUCCGGCAGCUGAUCUUCAGAGACCUGGAGGAUGGGUGGAGUCAGGAUUCAGAUGACACGCCCACAAAUGAGACUGCCAAUGAAAGGAGUCCUUUGACAGACGGAGCGGGGGCGGAGUUCUCUGAUCCCGCCCCCAGUGAGAGGCCCAGCCAGUGGGGGGAGGAGUCUGUAGAAGCUCCGCCUGUGGAGGCGCUGCAGUCGCCCGUUCAGGUGGUGAGGAAAGGUAAAAGCUCGCCACCAUCACUGCCAAAAUGUGGAACAGCUUCAAAUUGAGGAUAUGAGACUAGCACAGACGAGCUCAAAGACUCCGACGCGUCUCACAACAUCCAGCAGACUCCAGACAUGUCCUUCAUCAGUGAGGAAGAGGAACAGGAGACGCCCUGCCUCUCUCCAACAGACCAAUCACUGACUGAGACCCUGAGUCACAGGGAAAGACUCGGCCAAUCACAGCCAAGCGUCCAGCGACAUGUGAUCAAAAACGUGGACGAGAUCUUCAGCACCAUGGAGGAGCUGAUGAGGAAACUGCAGCACCUGCGGGACAUUGAAGCCGAUCACUACACACUCCUGAAGAAGUUAAGAAAGCCCCUUCCUGUGGAUAAAAUAUCAAGCGAUCUUGUCUACAAGCCUCCCACAGCGGUCCGAAUGCCAUCACUGGACCGCGGAGCUGGAGAUGGUAAAGAGGGCGUCUCAACAGAACCAGCUCAGCCCGAAAUCCAGUCCACUGGUUUCUGACGGUUUACACUGGACCUGAUAGAGGACUUUCAUCUCGCGCAAACACACACUCCGCACUCUGUGAUGUAGCCCCUUCCCAGCAUGCCUUGCGCCUGGAAGCACCAUCCAGGCUAAAUUAUGUGUUUGUGUCAAUCAGAAAUUCGUGUCUCGGGACGGACGACCCUUCGGCCAGCGCUGAGAAAGAAAGGAGGAAAAAGAAAGUAGUAGCGCAUUCGAGAGAGAGAGAAUGAGAUGUUAUUGACGAAGAGCGUAAUUGUGAAGAGAUGCGCGAAGAACAGGAAGUGAGAAACGCAAGUGGAACGUGACCUAGCGCGGCUGAAGACAUGACUCUGUCCCGCGAAGGAAACCCAGCACUUUACCUGCUGUUCGUCUGUUUCUCGUCAGGAAACUCGUGGAUACAAACGGGCGACGUUUCGGCCGCGUAUAUCGCGAGCCGCGUCCAUUUACAGAUAAACUGCGUUGACAAAUUCAGGUUCUUUUGCACUGGGACCCCUGUGGAAAUACACAAGAGGGGGAGGGGGCGAAUAAGGAUGUCUCACGAAAUCAUUGUUCGUUCGUUAAUAUCGUAGCUUGUAUUUCAUUGCGUAACACUAUGCGAAAAAAAAAAAAAGGAAGGAAAACGAAAAAAGGUGAAGGUUUUGUUUUGAAGAUUUGUGCUCAAAUAUCAAAUGAACGUACGUUUGUUCGGUUUCUACGCACAGUUUAACACUAUCGCACAGUUCGUAACUGGACUCCCGUUUAUAUCGUAACGGGGGAAAAAGGGGCGUGUCUAUGAAUUCUGACAUCAUGUCAUGUGACCUGCAAGCUGACACAUUUGCAUUACGUGUAAAUACUGUGAACUUUUGUCGCUCACUGUUUGCGGUAGUUAAUUCGUAGCUCAACGGGUGCUCGAAACACAAAUGAAGGGAUCGGGAACUAAUAAUAAAAAAUAAAAAAAACGCAACUUUGCGUUUGAAAAACGAGCGUCUUUAUAAGUGUUUAAUUCGUACACCUAACCUGCCAAAGGAGGAUUGUUACCUCACCUCCUUUUAAGUUUGUUUUGUUUAUUUUUUAUUUUAAUAAUUGUUUUUGCGAGUUUAUGCGUGACUGCAGAACGUUUUUAACGCGGAUUGAAUUCGGCGGCGGUUGCUUGUAUGGAUAACUACUGUUAACUCAGGUGGAGAAAUGUAGAUGUGAUUUCUCUCGUUAGCUUUAACUCUUUCCCGUGCGUUUCCUUCUCGACUUUGGUUUCUUGCCUCAUUCCUCCAUCGUUCUACAUUCAUUCAUACUCGUCAACGGCUCGGCAAUUUGUACGCUGAAGAAACGAAGAAACCCAUGCUCGUGCGAACUACUGUACGUAAAGGUUUGUUUUUAUUUUUAUUGACAUUGACUCGUGUAAUAUAGUUGACAGCCUGUUUUAUAUGUUCAUUUCCUGUAAAGCUCUAGUCAUUU